Molecule: messenger RNA, 2160 nt
Organism: Tinamus guttatus (white-throated tinamou)
Lineage: Eukaryota; Metazoa; Chordata; Aves; Tinamiformes; Tinamidae
Gene: NETO1
Product: neuropilin and tolloid like 1
Biological process (GO): positive regulation of excitatory postsynaptic potential
Cellular component (GO): postsynaptic density
Molecular function (GO): ionotropic glutamate receptor binding
Source: RefSeq, a predicted model, not a curated record
UUUUUUUUUUUUUUUUUUUUUUCUCUCCCUCCUUCUGCCCCCCCCCCGCCACUGGAAGUCCUCCCCUAUCUAAAUGGAAUUAGUGGAGACUGAAGCCCCUUGUGUAAGGAACAGACAUGACCCAUGGGCGCAGCUUCUUUCACAUUGUAGCAAGUCUAAUCAUCCUACAUUUGUCUGGGGCAACCAAAAAAGGAUCAGAAAAGCAAACUACUUCCGAAGGACAGAAACCAGUGCAGUGUGGAACCUGGACAAAAUAUGCAGAAGGAGGCAUCUUCACUUCUCCCAAUUAUCCGAACAAGUAUCCUCCUGACAGAGAAUGUGUCUACAUUAUAGAAGCUGCUCCUAGACAAUGCAUUGAACUGCACUUUGAUGAAAAAUAUUCCAUAGAGCCUUCUUGGGAAUGUAAAUUUGACCAUAUUGAAGUACGUGAUGGACCUUUUGGCUUUUCCCCAAUCAUUGGACGUUUCUGUGGACAGCAAAAUCCACCUAUGAUAAAAUCCAGUGGCAGAUUCCUGUGGAUUAAGUUUUUUGCUGAUGGUGAGCUGGAAUCUAUGGGUUUUUCUGCUCGAUAUAAUUUUACACCCGAUCCAGAUUUUAAGGACCUUGGAGUUUUGAAACCAUUGCCAGUUUGUGAGUUUGAAAUGGGAGGACCUGAAGGAAUUGUGGAAUCUGUGCAAAUUGUCAAAGAAGGAAAAGCUUCUGAAACUGAAGCAGUAGACUGUAAAUGGUACAUCCGAGCACCACCCCGAUCCAAGAUAUAUUUACGAUUCUUGGACUACGAGAUGCAAAAUUCCAAUGAAUGCAAAAGGAAUUUUGUGGCUGUCUAUGACGGAAGUAGCUCAGUGGAGGAUUUGAAAGCGAAGUUUUGCAGCACUGUUGCUAAUGACGUGAUGCUGCGGACAGGUCUCGGCGUGAUCCGCAUGUGGGCAGAUGAAGGUAGUCGAAGCAGCCGAUUCCAGAUGCUCUUCACGUCUUUCCAAGAACCCCCUUGUGAAGCCAACACAUUCUUUUGCCACAGUAAUAUGUGUAUUAAUAAUACUUUGGUCUGCAAUGGACUCCAGAAUUGUGUGUAUCCUUGGGAUGAAAAUCACUGCAAAGAAAAAAGAAAAGCUAAUCUAUUGGACCAACUUACCAAUACCAGUGGGACUAUAAUUGGGGUGACCUCUUGCAUUGUGAUCAUCCUCAUUGUUAUCUCUGUCAUAGUACAGAUCAAGCAGCCUCGUAAAAAAUUUGUCCAAAGGAAAACAGACUUUGAUCAAACAGUGUUCCAGGAGGUUUUUGAGCCUCCUCAUUAUGAGUUAUGCACCCUUAGAGGGACAGGGCCUACUGCUGACCUUGCUGAUGUUGCAGAUGACUUUGAAAAUUAUCAUAAACUGCGGAGAUCAUCUUCAAAAUGCAUUCAUGACCAUCACUGUGGAUCACAACUGUCUAGCACUAAGGGCAGCCGUAGUAACCUCAGCACAAGAGAUGCUUCUGUCUUGACAGAAAUACAACCCCAGCCUGUAAAACCCCUCAUUCAACCCAUGAACAGGAGAAAUAUCCUUGUCAUGAAGCAUAGCUACUCACAAGAUGCUGCAGAUGCGUGUGAGAUAGAUGAAAUUGAAGAGGUACCAACCACGAGUCACAGGCUGUCGAGACAUGAUAAAGCUGUCCAGCGGUUCUGCCUCAUUGGGUCUCUAAGCAAACAUGAGUCUGAGUACAACACAACUAGGGUCUAAGAGACAAACCUGAGAGAGGAACUAUGUAUACAAUCAUGGGAACUGUGAAUGGAAAAAAAAAAUCUAUAGCGAACUAUUUCAGCUGUCUGAAAGAGAGUGUGGACAUGUUUCUAAAUUCAUUCCACUGCCUUUAUUCAAACCUAAGAAUUAGAGACUUUUUUUUUUUACUUCCUCAACAAGAUAUUCCCAUUGCACAAUAAGAUAUUUCUUUUGUAAUUUGGUUGCUGGCCACCAAGUGCUCCUUAGUUUUUAAACAUGUUUUGAGAUUUGCUGGAAACUUGAAGAAGAAAUUAAUUCCUGACUGAGACUGUCCCAGCUUUUUGUUGUUGUGGUUGAUGUUGUUAUCUUAGUUUCAUAUCAGUUGGUAUGUUUUAUGUCUUUGUUAGCUACUUGUAUGUUGUGCGAUAUGUGAAAGAAGAUUUGCAUUGAACUUUUGUUAUAU